Hypoxylon fragiforme is the source of this 1495-nucleotide messenger RNA. RefSeq lists its product as uncharacterized. NCBI's taxonomy places the organism in Eukaryota, Fungi, Ascomycota, Sordariomycetes, Xylariales, Hypoxylaceae. The transcript is spliced from 2 exons. The annotation marks the transcript as partial. The record is from RefSeq and is a predicted model, not a curated record.
UUUUUUUGGUCAGUUUCAGUGUGGAAGUUGUCGUGCCAACUUGGCCACUAUCCCCUAUGGACAGUACUGCGCCCUCAUUUACGGUACGCUCGGCUGCUGUUCCCUUAGACUUUCUCUUCCAUGUCUGCUUCUUCUUGGUAGGGGUCUCGGUUGUUCCUGGCAUAGAUGUCGAUAUUGGCCCGGUUGGGGUUUCAUUGAUAGACUGCUGCACACCCGGAGUAGAGGUGUCUGAUUCGGGCUGAUCUCUGUCUGGGUGGACAAUUCGCAAUUUUUCCGCGCCGAAAUUAGCCAGCAUCUCUAAUGAGGUUGCCUGUAGAUCCGGUGCCUGGUUCGAGAAGAUACUGAAUUGCUCGUCGGACAGGGUCGCGGGAUCAAUACCCCUCCCAACAAGCAGACCUAUCGCAGUCUGCUUUCGUCGCUCGGCUUCUCCUGGAGGCACAUUCAGAACUGAGAUAGCAUGCGUGCCGUUAUAUUGUGGAUUAUGUGGCCCAGCUUCAUUCUGCGCAGAUUCGCCUUCCCCAAGAGGCACAUCUCCCAUCGGCGCGUCUGGUGCUUUCCCAUUCUUCUUUGGGCGCUUCCUGCGGCUCCCCUCCUCGCCUUGAGUUGGCGGGGGUCUCUUGGCUCGGGGUGUUCGUUGGCUAUUUCCAUUGGUGGUGUUCAAUGGUGCCGGUGGUAUAUCUGGCUCAAGGUGUUGUACAAGCUGCGCAACGGUUUUAUGGAUAGGUGUAUGGCUAUAUUUAACAAUAACGCCUCUGGCCGAUUUCGAGAAUGCGAUCGUGAGCGUUCCGCGACAGUCAAAUGCAGGGCGUGAGGCAUUGACCGAAUCCAGACCACCUUGCCCGCUGUAUGCCGCAAUUGCAGGCUUCUCGGAAUUUUUGGCGUUCGCGCGGGUCCAUGCUUGCAGCGAGUCACUGCAGAUAUAUGUAAAUGUCCACCCUUGCGCACCUCUUGAAACUUGUCGAACCGUCCACGAACUACUAUCAAGAGACCCUAUUGCACUGACUAUAUGCUUCGCAACAAUCCUCUGAAGAUGGGGAUCAUCCGUGGGCUGGUUUUGUACAGUUUCGGAUGCGGUAACGGAUCGAGCUACAGGCUGGUGAUGGUUUUGGUGAGAUUGAACGGUACUAUCGUUAACAUUAUUUUCGGCAUCUGGGUUCAGGUAGAAGACGGUAUUAUAUCGAAGCUCGAAAGUUAGGGAGGUAUGUUCGGCGCGGGUAUCUGAUGACUUAGAAAGUAGGAGGCUAUGCAACCUGUCUUGGACAUCUUGGAUGGAGUUACACAAGCAAUUGCCCUUUGAAGAAUCUAUGAGUGCAUCCAUCUCAGCGACAGUUCAAGGGUUAGUAUAACAACUAUUUUUAGUUGUUCUCCCUGGCCGUCGCUAGGAUCGCGCAAAGCGAAUGAGUCUGAAUGCGAGUGGAGAUAGUUAUUCCAGUACAAACGCGUUCUAAGAGGUCGGAGACCAAAGACCUAGGUCGCGGCCCUGGGGAAGGUGGUU